GUUAACAGGGGGGUCGUCUGUUUACCAUAAAUGUAGUGUGCCAUCGACUGGUAACCAUUGUUUACUUUUCGUACUGGGCUAAGAGGAUUGCACCGGAUUUUAUUUGCCGCUUUAAAUUAAAUAACUUCAAACAUUUGUGUGUAUUUUGACCCGAAUAUGUGGAAGAAAUCGUUAUUUAAUGGCUCAGCGUUUUUUCGAUGUGAACAAAUCGGUGUAAUUCUCUAUCGGGACCAUGUGGAGCUGCUUCAUUAACAAAGUUUAAUCGAUUUUUAAUGGACGUAACCCAUACGGUGUCAAUCAAGACGAGAGUUUUGGAAUGGAUAACAACGGGUACGCAGUGGACUUUUACGGACACACGCUUCCACCACGCCCGGUAUACGAGUUCAAUGGACCUCCGGUUCGUUACAUACAUCGCCGGAGCUCUUACAGCGACAGCAGCUUAAGAAGCGACGGCCGUCGCUACACGGUAGAGAACCCGCCUGAUGGUGGCUAUUGGGCCUGGAUUGUCGUCCUUGCCUGCGCAGUGCUCCACAUCUGCAGCGAGCUCACCUUUUUUGUAUUUUACGACACCCUCGUGAUCGCCCAUGUGCGAAAUCCGCUCCUGAAGGGGUUACCUAAGGACACCUACACGGAAUGGAUGGUGUUCGAGGAUGUCCGAUUCACGGGAGAGAUCGUGGCCGCGUUCUUCUCUGUCUAUUUGGGCUACCGAGUGGUGGCGGUGGUUGGGUCUGCCUGCGUGCUUGGGGGAUUCUUGGGCGCCUCCUUUGUCACGCCUAGCAAGGAGAUUGAGCUUAUGGGAUUCCUGGUUGGCUUCCUGGGAGGUAUCGGCGUAUCGUUUUGGCGGUUUGCGGCGUUCGUUGCUAUCAUGGAGUAUUUCCGGCGACAUCGGAUGGCCGCUAUCAUCCUAUCCGGCUUCGGGCGCGUCAUCGGUAUUUUCAUCGGUUAUGGCAUCCUCUCCAAGCCUCUACAGGAAUUGUUGGAUUCCAAUACCACACAGGAUGACCUGUUGGCUAUGACGUCAUGGCCGACAUAUUACCAAUGUCAGUGCGCUAUGGCCGGCGUCGGAUUUUUAGCCAGCCUCGUUAUCACACCUCUUGAUCUCGCGACCCCACGCCGAGGUCACGAGUGCGCCUGGAUACUAAGGAUACGGGAUUCCAGGGUGUGCCGCGGUGGAAUGUUCUUUUUCCUGUUGUGUGUUUAUUUCCUGUAUUAUUUUGGUGAGCCUCGCCCGUUCACGGAGCUGGUCUACUGGAUGUUGAAGGAGAAAUUCAUCACCAAGCACAUACUCGGAGUCUUCUUCGCCACGGCCUGUGGGGUGCUGCUCGGUUACAUACUACUGAUUUUCUGGCCCCGCCGAAAGAAGUUUUAUAGCUCCGUCUUGUGGUUCGGCCUACUUUUCCUGCUUAUGGGCCUUAUUACCCUCCAACUUCCGGUGUUUGACGCCUCCUACACGUCAUACGUCUGCGCGUUCGCGAUCAUCUUAGCCGCUUCACAGGUGUUGUUCGAGUCCAUCCUACGCUACGUGAUUCCGAUCGCGUUUGGUCGCCAGUACAUCCGGUGGGUGGAGGGAUGCCUUGGACUGUUCGCAGGAUGUGCCACCAUCGCCAACAACUUUAUCUGUAACGCGCUACGUACGAAAUCAGGCGGAAGUGACAACGUGUUCUAUUUUGCGGGCUCUGCUUUCCUCGCAGCCGGCUGCCUAGCGGUCAUCGGCAUGCAGGGAGUUAUCUGCCUUAAGUUUAAGGACAGAAACCACGAAAAAGAAUUGGAUGAAACUCGACUGGAAAAACCACUGCCACCGGUCGGCCGCUACUUGACUUACGAACUUCGGUAAACAUCGCUCUGAAGUUGCCGUACAAUCUUACCAAUAAGGCGGAUUCAGCUGAGACUUUUGUUAGUCUGAAAAUGUAUAGACUUAUUAUUCAUGACCUCUUGUCUGCCACUUUAUGAUUCACGAUAAUUUUCGUCAGUGGUGCUUGUUGAUCUGCUAUAUUUAUAAUACAGACGCGUUUUUGAUCAUGACAUGCUCGUUCAUUUUAUCAUGACUAUUUAGUUCUACCACUGUAUGCUACGACUUAUUUUUAAACGUUGGUCCUUUAUGUCAAUGUUAAUUUGGACAUACACAUCGGUGUUAACAAGAUACACGUAUUGUCUAUUCCUUAUAAUAUUUAGGUUUAUGAACUGAUACAACUGUCUAGUGUCAUUCGCGUUUUCUUUAAUCAAACCCGUUAUUACUGCGACAUUGAGAUUGUUUAUAACCGUUGUUUAAUUGUCUGCCAAAUUAUUCCAAUUAGUGGACACGCCACACUUGUAUACACAUAUUAUAAACAGAGCUUCAAGCGUUACAAAAAUAACAUCGUAUACCCCGGUACCUAACGUAAGAUGUUGUAUAAACAUUGAUUUAAGAUCUUUUACUGGACUUCGGAAGUGUAUUGUAAACGGGUAAGAUAUGUCAUUUGUAAAAAGUCUUCGGGACGGUAUGGUCAAACAAGUGUUCUCCUAUACAUAAGGAGGCAGUACAUUGUUGACAAAAAUAUGGUUUUGUUAAAAAUAUUCGACUGUUUAGUAUAUACACUUUAGUGCUGAAAACUUACAAUUGAAUGUCAAGUUUUCAAGAUCCUUUUAGGUUACACCUAGGUGCUAAAUAAUUACAAGUGUGUGUGUUGCACAAAUCUUCAUCUGCUCAUCACUUUCAUAUACAAGUAACUGGGUUUCACUUACGUGCGUAAUACGUUCAAGUGAUUGUAUUAAAAAAAUAAUCCUCUGCUUGAACUGGUAUGUAAUUGUAUUUCUAGAACAGCACACCUCAAAAUGUUAAAAUACCAUAUGAAUUGUAUUCCGUCUUUUUUAAUUCCAGAAAUAUUUUGUAUGAUACUAGUUUCAGCUCAAAAGUAUACACUGUUAUAUUAUAUGGCAUAUUUUGUAUACCAGUAUUAUCACUGUUGUCGAAAAUGCCAUCACAUUUUCCAACUAAAACAUGUAUACAUAUACGUAAUUAUAUUUGCAUAAAAUAGUAUUAUUGUAUAACAUUAAUAUUUACAUGUACCCGUGAUAAGUAAAUAUGUAUUAAAUUAGGAAUGUAAUCAUAUAUUCCAUUGUUUUCUUGGAAUAAAACAUUUAUAUCCUG
Molecule: messenger RNA, 3127 nt
Organism: Dreissena polymorpha
Lineage: Eukaryota; Metazoa; Mollusca; Bivalvia; Myida; Dreissenidae
Exons: 10
Coding region: 317-1834 (505 amino acids)
Molecular function (GO): monocarboxylic acid transmembrane transporter activity
Source: RefSeq, a predicted model, not a curated record